CUAAACAACAAUGUAUUUAGAGAAAAUAUUUGGUGAUUUUUAUAUCUACCGAGCUCUCUUAGAACCGCCCACACAGCUUUUCUUACAUCUAUACAGCAUAUAUAAGGAAGACGUACGACUACUUUCCCUUUCACAUUUACACAGACCAUAUGCCGAAGACCUCCCUUUGGACCUGAAAGCCACCGCCGUGGUCAUUUAAAAAGCGGAAGUGCUCCAUUGACGUAUAGAAAAAAGUUUUCAUAUCAGUGGCAUUUGCCAGAGCAAGAAGAGGAACAUGUCAGAAAGUCCAAAAACCCCGUGCCACACCAACACAGACAACAGAAACCCAAAGGAAGAUGUCAUGCCUUGUACAGGUUCAAACCUAGACCAAGAUAAGACCCCUGAACCUAGUUCAAAGAUGGACGACACCAGAAUAGAUACCGGAAAGCGAGAGAAGGAAGAUGUCAUGCCUUGCACAGGUUCAAACCUAGACCAAGAUAAGACCCCUGAACCUAGCAGAGCAGGCAACAGAUGGCACACAGACAGCAGAGUUGGGGACAGAUAUGCAGGGACAGACUGGCAGAGACAGGGAGUCUCAGGUUUUCAUAUCAGUGGCAUUUGCCAGAGCAAGAAGAGGAACAUGUCAGAAAGUCCAAAAACCCCGUGCCACACCAACACAGACAACAGAAACCCAAAGGAAGAUGUCAUGCCUUGUACAGGUUCAAACCUAGACCAAGAUAAGACCCCUGAACCUAGUUCAAAGAUGGACGACACCAGAAUAGAUACCGGAAAGCGAGAGAAGGAAGAUGUCAUGCCUUGCACAGGUUCAAACCUAGACCAAGAUAAGACCCCUGAACCUAGCAGAGCAGGCAACAGAUGGCACACAGACAGCAGAGUUGGGGACAGAUAUGCAGGGACAGACUGGCAGAGACAGGGAGUCUCAGAUCCCGAGGUGCUGAAUGAACAAGAAACAAGACAGAUGAAACCUAAAAACAUCUACAGCUUGAACAUUGUAUUACUGGGACAGGCAGGUGUUGGGAAGAGCGCAAGUGGCAACACAAUAUGGGGGGCAAAUCCUGUUUUUAAAUCAUAUCCAAGUUCUUUACCUGUUACAAAAAUGUGUCAGGAAGUACAACUGCAAAUACAAGGGAUGGAAGGGAGGGUCAUUGAUACCCCAGACUUCUUCUAUGACAAUGUUGGCACACAAUCAGACACACAUGUUAAGGAAUGCAAAACAUACUUGAUGAGAGAUGAGUCUGUGUGCUUGUUGGUGAUUAAAAUUGGCCGAUUCACAAAGGGUAAGAGAGAGAUUUUAAACCAGUUGGAAAAGGCCUUUGAUAGUAAAAUCAGAGAGAAAACAAUUGUCCUCUUUACUCAUGGAGAGGACCUGAAAAAUAUGAACAUAGAGAUGUUCAUCCAGUCAGACCCUCAUCUUCAACAGAUAGUUGAGCUCUGUGGGAACAGGUACCAUGUGUUCAGAAACACUGACCCAGACCGUCGUCAGGUGAUGGAGCUGAUGGAGAAGAUCUGCAAAGUCCUAGGCCUCGAAAAGAGAUUCUCAGAGUUAAAAGACCUGUUGUUCCCAGAGUUAAAGGAGUGUGGGAGAAAACAAACUAAUAUGUCCCCAGACUCCCAAUCUAAGGUAAAUAAAAUAAAACAGUUCUGCCCACUUCUCUAACUCUGAUUAUGUUAACAAAGAUGAAUUAAAUGUCACCAAUGAUUGCUUUAGGUCACUUUUGUGUGUCCUUGUGACUAAAGUUGUGUAUUAGUGAUAGAUUUGUACCUUGCUGUGUAUUAUACUAAAUGUCUUCCAUUGAUUGAAUCUACGUCACCAUGCAUGUAUAGUGUUGUAUAAAGUUAGACAGACAUACAGAUUUAAAACACAAAUUAUAAUACUUGGGUUUAUUGGCUUAAUUAUCAAGCUUCGGAGGUUAAACAGUAACAUUAUCCAGCCAAGAUGAUUUUUUAAAAUGUAAUGUAAUGCAUAUACUGUAAUGCAAAUAAGCUCAUUUUAAUCAAUGGCUCAAUCUUUACUAGUUUUUUUCAAUCAGGUUUUCAAUCAUAUGAACUAUGCUUUUUGAGUACAGGAAUUAAUUCAUAUUGACAUCUUUAGUCACACAAUAAUUCUAGUAGAUUUGUAAUGUAAGUAAAUGUGUUAUUAGGUGUUAUUAAAUUGUUUGAUGAUCAGGUUUGAUAACCCUGAGAAAUUGGAACCACUGACCUAAAUGCUACACUUAAGCAUGCAAAUAAAAUGUGUCGAACUAA
Salmo salar (Atlantic salmon) is the source of this 2244-nucleotide messenger RNA. Its product is annotated as GTPase IMAP family member 6-like. Gene Ontology annotation, molecular function: GTP binding. The record is from RefSeq and is a predicted model, not a curated record. Lineage: Eukaryota; Metazoa; Chordata; Actinopteri; Salmoniformes; Salmonidae.